This is a messenger RNA of Saxophila tyrrhenica, 633 nucleotides long. RefSeq names its product Endoplasmic reticulum transmembrane protein 3 (gene YET3). Gene Ontology annotation, cellular component: endoplasmic reticulum membrane; endoplasmic reticulum. The coding region runs from base 1 to 633 and encodes 210 amino acids. Lineage: Eukaryota; Fungi; Ascomycota; Dothideomycetes; Mycosphaerellales; Extremaceae. Gene Ontology annotation, biological process: endoplasmic reticulum to Golgi vesicle-mediated transport; intracellular protein transport. The record is from RefSeq and is a predicted model, not a curated record. The transcript has 4 exons.
AUGACGCUCUACUACAGUCUCGUCUUCGCCCUUCUCGUCUUCGAGAUGGUGGUGUUUAUGACGCUCAUCAUCCCGUUGCCCUUCAAGAUCAAGCGCAGCCUCUUCACCUUCAUUUCGGAGAGCCCCAUAAUAGCCAAGUUACAAUAUGGGUUGAAGAUUACGUUCAUCUUCAUCCUCAUCCUGUUCAUCGACAGCGUCAACCGGGUGUACCGCGUUCAGCUCGAGCUGUCACAGGCCAAGUUCCAGGGCGGAGCCGCAGCCGGCGUGGCCGGUAGCGAACGCAUGGAAGUCCAGGCCCGCAAGUUCUACUCCCAGCGCAACAUGUACCUCUGCGGCUUCACGCUCUUCCUCUCCCUCAUCCUGAACCGCACCUACGUUAUGAUCCUCGACGUCCUCCGUUUGGAACAAGAGGUCAAGACGCUCCGCGGCGAGUCCCCACAGAACGACAAGAACGCCUCGAAGCUUGGAGAGGCUGGCGAGCUCGGCGAGAUUGGCCGCCUGAAGAAGGAGCUGGCUGAAAAAGACCGCGAUCUCGAGACCAUGAAGAAGCAGUCGCAAGGCUUGAGCAACGAGUACAACAAGCUUGGCGACCAGAUGACGCAGCAGGACGGCUCCAACAAGAAGGCGAGGUAA